UAUAGAUAAGUAUGAUAAAGAUACAAAUAACCUUGACUGAUUUAUAAUAAUAGUUUUUAAAAAUACAAUAAGCAAAAGUAAACAAUGAAUUUAUGAUAAAACUGUGAUAUGUUUAAUGACAUAAACAUAAUAAGGAAAUCGGAUUCAUUUACGCCUGUUACACAAUUUAUAUGAAAAAAUAUAGAAAUAAGUGCAAAUAUUGCAGUUAGUCAUUUUGUUGCUACAUUAGAUUUUUCCCAGUGCAAAUAGCAAACCGUGUUGAUCAUUAUUUUAUCAAAUAGUAUUGAUAAAUACCGCAGCAGUCCUUAUCUCGUUUAGUUGAAAUGUGCCAGCCACUAUGAAUAAUUAGAUAUUUCCCCUAUAAUAAUAAAAAGAUGAAUAGUUACAACAGGAUAAACGGUUAUGAAUCUAUUGAAAUUCAUAACUUGCAAGAGGUAUAUAACGAAAGCUGUGAUGCAGUAAAAUUUAAAAUAUGGGGUUUGCGAGAAGACAGGACCAGAAACUUUCUAUACCACUUUGGAUGUGUGAUACUACUUGGUAUACCGUAUUUACUGUUUUGCUUUUAUCCCAAACUGAAGAGUGUGAAGUUUAAGAAAGCUCCUUUGGAAAGUGCUACAAUAUUGCUAAUAACAGACAAUUUUGGGGUAUCUGAGUAUGUUACAGUCCAAAAUGAGAUAAUAUCACUUCCAAAUGUGACUGAGCUUAGGUAUUUUUUAUAUCAGCAUACCAAAUAUAUUUGGCAUUGCGAAACCAAAUCUUUUGUAACACUCCAAGUUUUCAUGCCAGCAAAGACUGUUGAUGAAUAUUUAAAUGACACAAAUGGGUUAACCUAUGAAGAAUACAUGAGCAGCUUAGACUUGUAUGGAAAAAAUAAAAUUGAAGUAGAAAUAAAAUCCUACUCGACUCUGUUUAUCGAAGAAGUACUAAAUCCAUUUUACAUAUUUCAAGUUUUUUCUGUGGUGCUUUGGUUAUGCGAUGAUUAUUUACUAUAUGCCUUCUGUGUCGUCGCUUUAACGAUAUACUCCAGUGUUACAUCUUUAUUACAGACACGCAGGCAAAGCGAAGCCAUCCGUGAUUUGGUAGAGUCUUCCAAAUGCCAUGAAGUAUCAGUAUUACGUAGAUAUAAUGUAAAUGAUGUAAGUGUAAACGAUAUGAUUAUAGAUCCUGAGGAUCUUGUUCCUGGAGAUCUUAUUGUUCUUCGUUCCUCAAAGUAUACAAUGCCCUGUGAUGCCGUCCUUCUUACAGGCGAGUGUAUCGUUAAUGAAAGCGUCUUAACAGGUGAAAGUGUUCCAGAAACGAAAACAGCUCUACAUUCCGGAACAGAAACGUAUGAUGUAGACGAGCACAAGCGCCAUACUCUCUUCUCUGGCACAACCGUCAUCCAGACUCGUUAUUACAACAGCGAACAUGUUCUAGCAAGAGUCGUACGGACUGGUUUCGAUACGACGAAGGGAUUACUUGUCAAAAGCAUUCUUUUUCCGGUACCAGUCGAUCUCAAAUUUUACAGGGACAGUAUGAAGUUCGUUUUGGUGCUAUUUUCCGUGGCGAUGAUUGGGAUGACGUAUUGUUUGUAUUUAUAUAUUUCUAGGCAUGCACCAUUGAAAGAUAUUAUUAUAAGAACUUUAGAUAUAAUAACGAUCGUAGUACCGCCAGCGUUACCAGCCGCGAUAGCUGUCGGCAUUGGCUACAGUCAGAAUCGCCUGAAGAAAACUGGAAUUUUUUGCAUAAGUCCGGCCAGAAUAAAUGUUUGUGGAAAAAUCAAAAUUGCUUGUUUUGACAAAACAGGUACUUUAACCCACGAUGGUUUGGAGAUGAAUUGUGUGAUACCUUGCACAGAAGCUGCAUUUUCCGAUCCAGUAAGCGAUGUUCGUCAAUUAGAUGUAGAGGCAAAACUUGUUCAAAUAAUGGCUACUUGCCAUUCUUUGACAAGAGUCGAAGGUGUAUUAAACGGUGAUCCUUUAGAAUUAAGCAUGUUUGAGUUUACAAAGUGGGAAUUAGAGGAACUUGGAAUGACAGAAACCGCACGUUACGAUAUGUUAGCUCCAACUGUAGUGGGGCCCACAUUAAACCAUAAUUUAAAUCCUUUAGAUAUUAAUAAAACUGAGCUACCUUACGAAAUAGCACUUUUAAGGACGUUUACCUUUUCUUCCACGUUUCAAUGUAUGUCUGUGAUAUGUCGUGAUCUACGUCAACCCAACAUGGUGGCAUUUACCAAAGGUGCUCCUGAAAAAUUGCUGAAUAUGUGCCGAGAAGAAACCAUUCCGGAGAAUUUUCUUGCGAAGUUAGCUGAGUAUACUGCUCAGGGUUACCGAGUUAUCGCUUUGGGCUAUAAGGAUUUGCCGGAAAGUUUCAAGUGGAAAGAGGCGCAGAAGGUGAAAAGGGAUAAGAUAGAAUGUGAUUUAACUUUUCUUGGAUUUUUAAUUAUGCACAAUCCUUUAAAAGAAGAAACUGCUCCUGUGAUAAAAAUACUACACAAUGCCAAUAUUAGAACAGUUAUGGUAACAGGUGACAAUAUUUUAACAGCCAUUUCAGUGGCUCAUGACUGUGGAAUGGUUAGAAAGUCAGAUAAAAUAUUUAUUCUCUCAGUGGAAACAACCAUUGGUGAUGAAAACCAGAUGGAAACUACAAGAAUCCAGUAUGAAGAGGUGGGAAGAGCUUUAGUUACCGAUUCGAUUGUUAGCAUCGAUAGAGAUCAUUACCAUAUAGCCAUCGAAGGAAAAACUUGGAGUAAACUACGAACACAUUAUCCGGACCUAAUUCCUAGUCUUUUAGUAACUGCUACUAUAUUUGCCAGAUUUAAGUCUGAUCAGAAGACCGAGUUGAUUACGUAUUUACAAAAACUGGACUAUAUAGUUUCUAUGGUCGGUGAUGGUGCUAACGAUUGUGGUGCGUUAAAGGCAGCCCAUGUUGGUGUAUCAUUAUCUCAAGCUGAAGCCAGUGUCGCAGCACCGUUUACCUCUUCAAUUCAAAACAUAUCAUGCCUAGUUCAUUUAAUGCUGGAAGGAAGAUGUGCGCUGGUGACCAGUUUUGUACAGUUUAAAUACAUGGCUCUCUACAGUCUCAUUCAAUUUUUGUCGGUAUUAAUUCUCUACAGGGCACAUUCCAUGAUUGGAGAUUCCCAGUUCCUGUUCGUUGAUUUAAUAAUUACAACUAGUUUUGCAAUAACUAUGGCAAGACAAGGUCCGUCCGGCUACUUAAGUUCCAAACGUCCAAUGAGCUCACUCGUAUCUGCCAAAAACGUGCUGCCAUUACUUUUACAAAUAGCCUUAUGUGCCUUAUUUCAAAUGGGAUCGAUUUACUACCUGUUCCAACAACGAUGGUUCAAACCAAUUCCAAGCAAUACGAUCGAACCGAUAAUAGUUUCUUGGGAGAACACAGUGGUAUUCUGUGUUUCGUGUUACCAGUAUAUUAUCUUAGCGGUGGUGUACUCCAAAGGCAGGCCGUACCGAGAAAUGCUUAUUACCAAUUCAUGGUUCCUGUUGUCGGCUGUUUUAUUGGUGAUAGCUGUAACGUGGCUCGUUGUUUAUCCCUGCGAGUAUAUUGCCGAUUUGAUGAACGUGGUCUACAUUCCACACGGAAAGAGACCGGAGAAUGAUUUCAAGUACAGUUUGUUAGCAUUUCCCGUUCUUCAUUUUAUAUUGGCGAGUCUAAUAGAGGUGGGCAUGGCAGACAGAGAAUGGUUGAAGAAAUGUAUCCAGUUUAUAAAGUGUAAAUCUAUUCCAAAAAAUCGGUACAAACUUUUACUCAGAGAACAGAAUAAUUAUUCACCUCUCAUAAAUGACACAGAACCGCUUCUUUAGAAACAACGGUUAAAAUAAUAUUUUAAAUAUUUAUAUUUUCCCCAUGACUUUAUAUUAUUAUGUUUAUUAGUUCAUUUCUCAGAAUUAUUUGAAAAAUAUAAUAGUCCUGGAUCCCGCGUACUAAAUAAAAGAUUAUUAAUAGCAAGCUGAAAAUUUGUUCAUAGAUUAACGGUGUUGAGUCGGACAAACUUUGAUGUAUGGGACACUGGAACAGGGGAAGUUUUAAUUAUUGUGGAACAUGAUAAACGUGUCAUCCGGACAAGUUUAUGAUUGUGAAAAAUAGAAGGCUGUUUUUAAGUUUAUUCGAUAGCCAAAGUUAUACAGGGUGUAACAAAAAUACAGGUCAUAAUUUAAAUCACAUAUUCUGUGACCAAAAAUAGUUCGAUUGAACCUAACUUACCUUAGUCCAAAUGAGCAUACAAAAAAAGGUAUAACCCUUUGAAGUUACAAGAUAAAAAUCGUUUUUUUCCGAUAUAUCGAAAACUAUUAGAUAUUUUUUAAUGAAAAUGGACACGUGGCAUUCUUAUGGCAGGAACAUUUUAAAAAUAAAUUAUAGUUAAAUUUCUGCACCCCAUAAAAAUAUUAUGGGGUUUUGUUCCCUUAAACCCCCCCAAACUGUUUUGUACGUUCCAAUUAAAUUAUUGUUGUGGUACCAUUAGUUAAACACAGUUUUUUAAACUUUUUUGCCUCUUAGUAUUUUUUUGAAAAGCUAGUUUUUAUCGAGAUAUUUUGAAUAUUUGUCAAAUCCACCACAUAUUUGUAUACUGUUACGUAUGAUUGUAGAGACCUGGUAAUAAUAUGAAUUUUUUUUUUAUAAAUUACAGUUUGAGGUAUAUUUUGAACCAUAUUAGAAAAGAAGCCACAUCUCGAUAAAAGGUGCCUCAUCGCAAAAAUACUAAGAGGCAAAAAAGUUUUAAAAACAUCCUGUUUAACUAAUGGUAUCGCAAUAAUAGUUUAAUUGGAACGUACACAAACAUUUGGGGGGUUUAAAGGCACAGAACCCCCAUAAAAUUUUUAUGUAAACAUAUUAAAAAAGAAGCCGCAUCUCGAUUAAAACUGGUUUAUCGAAAAAAUAUUAAGAGGGAAAAAAGUUUUAAAAACAUUGUGUUUAACUAAGGAUUAGGGCUUCCAAUCCCGCAGCCUGAGUUCAAUCUCGGUAUUUACGGAACUACGAAUUUUCAAUCCCGCGGGAUCUCGGUAUUUGCGUGAUCCCGCAUAUUGAAAGUAGUCACAUUUAUAUAAGGUAAAUAAAACAAUAAAUUAAUCAACUAACUCCACAUUUAUUUAAGUAUUACUAUUAGUAUGAGAUCAAAACUGUUUUUUCUUCACAAAAAACACUAACAAAUACUGAAAAAACAAAAAAUCUAUCUUCUUCAAAAAAUACACCAACAAAAUUUUAAAAAUCAACCAAAAACCCAUUUUCAACUGAAAAUUAAUAUAGUUUACUAAUUUAGUUGCUAUAUUACUUAGCUGUAAGUUACUAUUAUUUAGCUAAAGCUUUCAAUAGGGUUUUUCAUCGAUUGUCAUUUGUUUCGAGCUUCUGUCAUAUGUUGUAUAAUCUGUGUAUAAUAUUAAUAUGCACGGAUUAUACGACAGAAUAAGGAUAUGACAGAAGCUCGAAACAAAUGACUGCGAAUGAAAAGCCCUAUUGAAAAUGUUUGCAAAGGAAACACAACAUAUUGGAUGGUAUGAAUUAAAACGGAGUACGGAGUACUAAGAGUACGUUCUCAUGGGUAUGAGCAUAGAGUAUAAGUUUAUACUACAUUUUAUACGAAUAAAAAUAUGUCGAUGUGAUGAGUUUCUGCCCAUCCACCGUACAUAAGAGUAGAUACUACCGCGUGGAGUAUGUAUGUACUCCAAAAUUUUAAGUAUAAACUACAUUCUCAUUUUUAUUCAUACGAGCCAAUAUCUAAAUCUAAACUGUCAUCUGCCAAAUUCCUGAGAAUUUUAGACACAAUAUAGCCAGCAGCAGAAGAUGCCCUUUCGGCUUCCAUACAUCGACGGUAUUCCUUUUUAGGCUUUAUAUUAUGUAAAUGUAAGAUAUUUUCCCAUUGACUCCCCAGAUUCAUAGAGAGUCAUUUCUAUUUUAAUAAUGGACUCAAGUGUACUAGCUCGAGAUGGCGACGGGCAAACUAAAUACAUUACAUGCUGACGACAUAGUUAACUCUAACUUCUGUUGCAAUGUAAGAUCAAGAUCGGAACCCGAUGAUGGAACCUCUACAUGACAUUGUUUCUCACGUGUUUCUUACUUGAUCAGCCUAUUUGUCAUAAUUGCUCUCAGAUGAAAUUCAAAGGCUGAAGUUCAUUCCCGUUACAAAAUCAUUAAUUUCUUUUCGAAGUAAAUUUUUCGGUGGGAGAUGAAAAGUUUCAUCGUCACACGACGCUUGGUAUCUACAGGGCUUUUGGAGAUAAAUCAGUAGUGCAGUCACAUUUCUACGUCGUUGUAAAAUACGGCGCAAAGAUAAAGCUAAUUCUGAAACUAACCUUGAAUAAUUUUUUUCCAGUUUUUUGAUAAUUUUGAGCGUGGCUACAGCAGUAAUGUAAGCUUUUUUCAGUCCCGCAAAUCCCGCGGAUCCCGCGCCUGUAAUCCCGCAUCAUGCGGGAUUGGAAAAUGACGCGGGAUCUCGCAAUACCGAGAUCUCGGUAUUGCGGGAUUGGAAGCCCUACUAAGGAUACCACAAUAAUAAUUUAAUUGGAACGUACAAAAAAGUUUGGGAGGGUUUAAGGGAACAAAACCCCCAUAAAAUUUUUAUGGGAUGCACAAAUUUAACUAUAAUUUAUUUUUAAAAUGUUCCUGCCAUAAGAAUGCCACGUGUCCAUUUUCAUUAAAAUAUCUCUAAUAGUUCUCGAUAUAUCGGAAAAUAUCGAUUUUUAUCGUGUAACUUCAAAGGGCUGUAACUUUUUUUGUGUGCAUAUUUGUACUAAAGUAAGUUAGUUCAAUCGAACUAUUUUUGGUCCCAGAAUAUGUGAUUUAAUUUAUGACCUGUAUUUUUUUACACCCUGUAUAAUAUAUUAAAAAAUGUUUGUCCGACAAAAAGUUUGGGCAUUUUAACCAGUCCGACACGUAGAACAUGUCAUAUGACAGGAAUUAUGUUGGUGAUAAAUAGCAGUCUGAUUUUUGCAUGUGAGUUUAAUGAAAGGGUAACAAAUCAAUUGGAAGUUCUGUCCCUGUAAGACAAAAUUUAUGGGAAGUUUUCGUAGUCCUACAUUUGAAACCUGUAAGAUAUAGAUAGUUUCGAACGUCGGACUACGAAAUCUUCCCAUGAGUUUGGUCGGACAGAAAUUCCAAUUGAUUUUUUACCCAUUCAUUAAACUCUCAUGCAAAAAUCAGACUGCUAUUUAUCAUCAAUAUAUUUCCUGUCAUUUGACAUGUUCUACGUGUCGGACUGGUUAAGAUGCCCAACAUUUUUGUCGGACAAACAUUUUUUCUUAUAUGUAUUAUAUAACGGUGGCUAUUGAACAAACUUAAAAACAGCCUGCUAUUUUUCACAAUCAUAAACUUGUGCAGAUGACAAGUUUAUCAUGUUCCACAAUUAAAACUUCCAGUGUUCCCAUACAUCAAAGUUUGUCCGACUCAGCACCGUUAAUCUAUGAACAAAUUUUCAGCCUGAUAUUAAUAAUCUUUUAUUUGGUACGCGGGAUCCAGGACUAUAUUUGUAACCUAUAAGGUACAAUUUAUAUAACCAUUGCUCUAUUACUAGUCUUAGGCGUAAAUAUAUCUAGUUAUUGAAACUUUAAAGUAUUCCAACUUGUCCAAACCUAUAUUUUUAUAAAUAUAUAUUUUUAUAUUUAUUCUUCAUAGUAUUAUAGAUUAUAACCAGUUAUUUGUAGUUUCUAUCCGCGAUUUAAACGAACUGUAGAGGGUGCUUUAACAGAUGCCUAGCUAAUCAAGAAUGUAGAAAAACAAACCAAUUUGCCACAACCGUAGCACGGAAAACAUAUUUUAAGUGUUAACAAUUUAUGAGUGUAGCCAAGUGUUUUCUUAUUUUUAACCAUCUAUGUCAUUCAAAUUUACCAUUCUACGCUGGGGUGCAAAAUUAACCGGACACCUUAAAAAGGGUCAUUUUUUAUGUCUGGAAUUUUCUAAACCUGUUGUCUGAUUUAAGUGACUUUUUUAAUAUAUUAUAGCCUUAUUCUUUAACAUUAUCGCUGUAAUAGUAUUGUUGCUAAACAGUUAAAUUUUCAUUGUAUACCGGAUGUACCGAUCAAACUGUGUUUUUUUUCUAAAAGUUCGCAUCACCCUGUGGAACAUUCUAGCAUUUAUAAAAUACUGAAAUUAAAUUCAAACUAUAGCCUCAUGUUUUCUCAACAUAUUGUUUUUUGAUUCAUUCGCUUACAUUGGUCCAUAAAAAAGUUAGGUACUUUAACAACUAGCCAUGUUUUUAAUCAAUACAGGGUGUUUUAAAUAAGUAUGGCCAACUGUAAGGGAAAAUUCUGCAUAAAAAAUAAUGAGAGUUUGCUUUAUAAACGUUAUGUCCGCAAAUGCUUCGUUUCCGAGAUAUGGGGUGUUGAAAUUUUUAUUACAAAUUGACGAUUUAUUUAUUGCUUUAAAACCGGUCGAGAUAUGCAAAUGAAAUUUGGUCGGUUUUAAGACGUAGUUAUUGUACAUUUUUUGGCGCAAUAUUCACCAUUGGCGCGCAUACGGGUAAUAUAACCGCUCAUAUUACCCGUAUGCGCGCCAAUGGUGAAUAUUAAAUUCUUACUUGUAUGUCAAAAAAUGUACAAUAACUACGUCUUAAAACCCACCAAAUUUCAUUUGCAUAUCUCAAGCGGUUUUAAAGCAAUAAAUAAAUCGUCAGUUUGUAAGAAAAAUGUCAACAUCCUCUAUCUCAGAAACGAAGCAUUUUGCGAACAUAGGUUUAUAAAGCAAACUGUCAUUAUUCUUUCAUGUAAAACUACCCCUUGAAGUUUGCCACACUUAUUUUGAAAACACCCUGUAUUCAUGAAUUACAUCGGUAAUUGUUAAAGUACCUAACUUUUUUAUGGUCCAAUAUAAGCGAAUGAAUCAAAAAACAGAAUGUUGAGAAAACAUGAAUCUACAGUUGGGUUUUAAUUUCAGUAUUUUAUAAAUGCUAGAAUAUUCCACAGGGUGAUGCGAAGUUUGAGAAAAAAACACAGUUUCAUUGGUACACCCGGUAUCCAAUGAAAAUUCACCCGUUUAGUAACAAUAUUAUUACAGCAAUAUUGUUAACGAAUAAGGCUAUAACAUAUUUAAAAAAUCACUUAAAUCGGACAACAGGUUUAGAAAAUUCGAGACAUCAAAAAUGACCCAUUUUUAAAGUGUAUGGUUAAUUUUGCACCCCAGUGUAUAUUAUAUUCCACUGCUCACGAGUUUAAUUAAUUUUCCAGCUAAUUUCAAUAAGUUCAACAACUUUAUUCAAAUAACCGCCAUGAAUUUUUAGUUUUUUCAAUAAUGGAUUGAAGCUUAACACAGUUGAUGGUUCUCAGUAAAACGAUAAGACAACCGGAAGUGGUAACAGCUUAUGGUGAACAACUGAAGAGAACUACCAGUAUCACCUACCUUGGCUGUAAUCUAAAUGAGAACAUAAGCAAAGAAAUUUGAAUACGUAUAGAGAAGACCAGAGCUGCAUUCUUUGAGAUGAAGAAACUGUUAUGUGGAAACAAUAUUACUUUAAGACUGAAAAUUAGAUUAGUGAGAUGUUAUGUGUUCUCUACUCUUUUGUAUGGUGUCGAAGGUUGGAGUUUAAUGGAUACACUUCUCAAGAAUCUGGAAGCCUUUGAAAGGUGAAAGAAGAAGAGGAAAAAGUGGAAAAUAAAGAUAUUAAAGGUUAUCUUGUGGAUAUUUCUAAAGACGUUAUUUUUAAAUAUAUAGACGACACAGUAGGACUUUAACAAAAGGCUAAGCGUUUUUAAAUGCUGUGUUAAAUUUCUGUCUUUUAUUGCGUCUUAGUCUAGCAUUUACCAAUUCUUCAUUCAUGUCUUCCUUUAGAAACUCAUUGAGAAAAACAACACCUUUCUUUAAAGUUUGCUUUUUCACUAUUGCGACUACAAUAGAAAUUUUAAUUAAGAUCGAUAUAUUAGGUACAUAUAUAAUAAAUGCCAAACUUCUGUUUAUAAAGCUUGCUUGAAAAAAAAACGCUACAUAACAAAUGUGAACACAUGAUCAUACCAUUGUUAUUGAUUUCUUAAAUUUUAAUUAAUGAGUCAAAAAACAUUGUACAUUUUGAUCUCGAGGAAAAAUGCAUAUUUAUUGCAUCCGAACGAUAAUUACUACAUUGUGGUAAAGAACAGUAUUGUUUUCAUUUACUUUUUAACAUUAUGAUACCUUAUUAUGCCUUUUCUCAUAGUAUUUACAAUAUUCAUAACAAUUUAACUAAAUGCCAAAAUGUUUUGUUUUCCUGCAUUCUCUAAAUAAAAUUUUUGACUCGCCGUGCCUUCCUGUUCCGUUUGACAUCGCGGUUAGUGUCCAUACAGUAUUAGACCUGGAUCCCGCGUAAGAAAGAAAAGUUGAUUAAUAGCAAGCUGAAAAUUUGUUAAUAGCUUAACGGUGUCUAGUCGGACAAACUUUGAUGCACGGGAACACUGGAACAGGGGAAGUUUUAACUGUGGAGCAUGAUAAACGUGUCGUCCUGACAAGUUUAUGAUUGUGAAAAAUAGCAAGUUGUUUUUAAGUUUAUUCGAUAGCCAACGUUAUGUAAUAUAUGCGAAAAUGUUUGUCCGACAAAAAUGUUGAGCAUUUUAACGAGUCCGACACGUGGAACAUGCUUGGUUAAAAGAGGUAGACUUUUUGCACUGUAUUCCCUGUCUACCCUUAUGUCUAUGAAUACAUUUCCAUUUAAGAAAAACUGAGCCAGACACGUCAAGGUCGCCUAUAAAUCGUGCUGGUAAUCGCCUUGCAGCGAAACCAAAAACAAAAAGAAGAAGAAGAAGAAAAACUGUCACUUUUGACAAUAAUUCAUAAUAAAUUGCAAUCGUAACUUCAAAUUUAAACUAAUCGAUUUAUUUUGGCAGCAAAUUAUUUCUUGCCAUGUGACAUAUUAAUUACAUUAUUAUUUCGUUUGUAGAAAGUUGAGAAAUAUUACGUUAUACAAUUUUAGUAAUAAUUUAUUUAGGUACCCUUUUUCAAUCAAGCAAAGCAUUAUAACACGAAGAAUGAUAUUCAAUAGAACUUUCACAAUUAUCUGGCAACUGAACCUCAUUGAAUUGAUGACCAAGUAUUUUACUAACUUUGUAAAAUGUUCGAAAAUUACUCAAAAAUGUUCCGUUGAAUGGUUUCACUUUUGAUUUGGCGACUUAAAAUUUAAACUGUUGACACUCAAAAAUAGACACAAAAACACUCCAUAGUUAAUAUAAAUUUUAAUUUCCAACACACGUGGCAAACAGAAACUCAGAGACCAUGUACUUUCAAAUACUACUUUGUAUAGCACAAAGUGUCACACUGACAAAUGCAGCCUUCUAAUACAUACUUCUAAGCAUAAUGUGUCAUAUUUACGUCUAUUCUUAUAAGCACCGAAGUUUUAGACUCUUCACAUUUUUCAAUGUCGUUUACAGGGUUAAGAUUUGAGUAUGGAAAAAAAUGUAUACGUUUUUUGUAGGAAAUUUUCCGUACUUUCUGAUGCGCCUAAUUAGAAAACCCUAAGAGAUUGCUUUCACAGGUUCUUUGACAUUUUUUAUUGUCAUUUUGAGAAAAUCUAGAACAAACUCCACCCAAAAAAUAAUUGUUUUGCAAUAUAUACAUGCAUUGAUACUUACCUCACUGUUUUUGGAGUGUGCAUGUAUAUAUAUGCACAUGCAAAUAUGUGAAUAUAAAUAAUAUACAACUAAAAUAGCUUUAUCAAUAUGUGACUAAGUCAUUCUGAAAAAAUGUUUUUUAUUUAUUUCCUAAGAUUUGCCCAAACUUUUUGUCCGACAUAUAACUUUUUGCGUUACAAAAUAUAAUUUGUACAUAAAAAAAUCAAAAUUAGCUUGCUAUUUAUCACUAACAUUUUUGUCUAUAUAUUACAUGUUUAGAAUGUCCGACUAGGAAAAUUUCCCAUUCAUUUUGUCCGACAGAACUUCCAGUUGCUUUUUUAACCUUUCAUUAAACUCUCAUGCAAAAAUCAGACUGCUAUUCAUCACCAACAUAGUUCCUGUGAGGUGACAUGUUCUACGUGUCGGACUCGUUAAAAUGCCCAACCUUUUUGUCGGACAAACAUUUUUUCAUAUAUUAUAUAACGUUGGCUAUUGAAUAAACUUAAAAACAACUUGCUAUUUUUCACCAUCAUAAACUUGUCAGGACGACACGUUUAUCAUGCUCCACCGUUAAAACUUCCCCUGUUUCAGUGUUCCCGUGCAUCAAUGUUAGUCCGACUAGACACCGUUAAGCUAUUAACAAAUUGUCAGCUUGCUGUUAAUCAACUUUUUUUUCUUACGCAGGAUCCAGGUCUAUAUAAUAUUUUGAUAAUGUUGACCCUAGACAAUAAAAAAGAGAGGAUAGCGCAAGUUACAAUACCAAUUGUUGGCUCCCAUAUGUCACAUGUUAAGCACGUGUUCGAUAGGCAUCGGAGUUAGGCAGACUUGAUGCGAAACCUCAUGAACCUUGGAAACGUAUGCUUGGAAAAAAAUGAAUCCCAAAAACAUUGACUGCAUAUAGGUCUGGAUCCCGCGUACCAAAAAAAGUUGAUUAAUAGCAAGCUGAACAUUUUUUAAUAGCUUAAGGGUGUCUAGUCGGACAAACUUUGAUAUAUGGGAACACUGGAACAGGGGAAGUUUUAAUUGUGGAACAGGUUAAAAAUUUGGAACGUCAGACUACGAAAACGUCAGAUGUAUUUUGUCGGAAAGAACUUCCAAUUGAUUUGUUACCCUUUCAUUAAACUCUCAUGCAAAAAUCAGACUGCUAUUACUAACCAACAUGAUUCCUGUCACUUGACAUGUUCUUCGUGUUUCACUCAUUAAAAUGCCCAGUUGGUGAUAAACACCAGUCUGGUUUUUGCAUGAGAGUUUAAUAAAAGAGAACCAAAUCAAUUGGAAGUUCUGUCCGACAAAAUACAUUUGACGUUCCAAAUUUUUAACCUGUUCCACCAUUAAAACUUCACCUGUUCCAGUGUUCCCAUAUAUUAAAGUUUGUCCGACUACAUACCGUAAAGCUGUUAACAAAUUUUCAGCUUGCUAUUAAUCACCUUUUUUUCUUAUGGGGGAUCCAGACCUAAUAUCUUAAUUUCAUACCGAAAUGCGCGACAAGGUCGAACUUGCACGUAGCCUAAAGUACAGCUCACAAAAUUUUAUGUUCGAAAUCUGCAUUAGAUAGGAUGCGGACGGAUUAAAGCAAUAAUUGAAUAAAACUAAACAGAUAGUUUAUUUUACAUAAUGAGAAAAACAUUACAAAAAAGUUAAAAGAUGGUCUUAGAAUUUAAUAAAUAAUGUGAACCAAAAAUAUGACAAUAUGCUCAACUGCGCCACACUUGUUUAUAACUAAGAGAAAUUUAUCUACUUUUGUUAUUUAAAUCUAGAUUUUUAUUGUAUACUUACCGUGUGAUGUUCCUAAAGAGAAAUAAAAUUGAUUCUUAUAUAACAA
Diabrotica virgifera virgifera (western corn rootworm) is the source of this 13314-nucleotide messenger RNA. Its product is annotated as polyamine-transporting ATPase 13A3. Gene Ontology annotation, biological process: polyamine transmembrane transport; intracellular calcium ion homeostasis. Lineage: Eukaryota; Metazoa; Arthropoda; Insecta; Coleoptera; Chrysomelidae. Bases 375 to 3800 code for a protein of 1141 amino acids. Gene Ontology annotation, cellular component: membrane. Gene Ontology annotation, molecular function: polyamine transmembrane transporter activity; ATP binding; P-type transmembrane transporter activity. The record is from RefSeq and is a predicted model, not a curated record. The transcript has 17 exons.